Caenorhabditis remanei is the source of this 210-nucleotide messenger RNA. RefSeq lists its product as uncharacterized. Lineage: Eukaryota; Metazoa; Nematoda; Chromadorea; Rhabditida; Rhabditidae. The record is from RefSeq and is a predicted model, not a curated record. The transcript has a single exon. Bases 1 to 210 code for a protein of 69 amino acids.
AUGGCGAACAAAGCUUCAGCUGGAGGAAUUGUGAUGGUCUGGCCAGAGGAAUUCGACUGGGAAUGGUUAUGGGAUGGACGAUCGCUUCCAAGGGGCCGGCCCCGUUAUUUCGGAGCCCAGGGGCCGGCUCCGUCAAACAAGACAAUUGGUGGAACAAGUCAAUUCUUGACAGAAGGAGGCGCGAUGGAGGAGAGAGCAAAUAACGAAUAA